Acanthoscelides obtectus is the source of this 2046-nucleotide messenger RNA. Lineage: Eukaryota; Metazoa; Arthropoda; Insecta; Coleoptera; Chrysomelidae. The record is from the annotation of a GenBank genome assembly.
CCUCUCCACACUCCCGCGCGGAUCACGGCGUGAAAUCGCGGCGCGAAUCGCGGUGCGAAACCCGAAAAGUGUUCUACAGUUCCACACUCGCAGAUGUUCGCGCCUGCUUCACAGUAUAGUUCGCGCUUGAGACGAGUAUGGACGGUGAAAUUGCUACUGCUGCUGCUGGGCUACUUUGCGCUUUGGCAAUUUAUAAUUACGCCGAUAUAAGUAAAAGAAUAACAAUUAAGAAGAAGUGGAGAAAACGAAGAUGGUGGAUCACCACCAUCCACCGAAAUAGAACCAGUGCUGUUAUGGAGAAGCAAAUAGAUGAAUUAGUUGCUGAACCUUCCGGUGAAUUCAAAAAGUUUUCCCGGAUGUCGUUAAAUGAUUUUGAAUACUUACUAAAUCAAAUUUCAUCCCAAAUUUCAAAACAAGACACCCAAUUAAGAAAAGCUAUUCCUGCCCAGAUACGUCUUGCUAUAACAUUGCGAUACUUAGCCACAGGAGAUAGCUAUGAAAGCCUUCAUUUUUUGUUCAAAAUAUCACCACAAAUAAUAUCAGAAAUUAUUCCAGAAGUUUGUCUAGCCCUAUGUCAGGCAUUGAAGGAUGAAAUAAGAAUACCGUCUUGUCCGGAAGAAUGGCUUUGUAUUGAGAAAGGAUUUGCAAGGAAGUUUCCUCGAGCAAUAGGAUCAAUAGAUGGCAAACAUAUUGUUCUCGACUGUCCGUUCAAUUGUGGCUCUGAAUACUAUAAUUAUAAAAGAACCUACAGUAUAGUAUUAUUGGCAUUAGUUGAUAGUCAGUACAACUUCAUAUUUGCUGACAUUGGCUGCCAAGGCAGAAUAAGUGACGGUGGAGUUUUCACCAAUACUUUGUUAUGGAACAAGAUAUGCACGAAUAGCUCAAUUUACCACCGCCGCAUCCUUUGCCCGGUUCAAAUAUUGAUGUUCCAUACAUUUUUUUGGGAGAUGGAGCCUUUGCACUUUCAGAACACUUAAUGAAGCCCUAUCUUGGUCAGCACAACAUAGGAUCAGAAAAACGUGAAUUUAACAAGAGAUUAUCUUCAGCUCGAGUGGUGGUGGAAAAUACUUUUGGUAUGAUGACUGCCUGAUUUAGAGUGUUUAGAAAGCCGAUUCCAUUACAAUCAGAAAAAGCUACCCUUAUAACAAUGACUUGUAUAUUACUACAUAAUUUCUUGAGACGAAGCUCCACUUCUUCGUGUAUCUAUACACCACCCGGAUUUAUUGACAUUUAUGAUGAUGAUUCAGUACUUAUACAACCUGGAUCAUGGAGGAAAGAACAAGAAAAAACUUGUGCUAUCCGUAACUUGAGGAACGUAGCUCGGCGAUCACCAAAAGAUGCCACAGAAAUAAGAAACGAAUUCACCAAAUAUCUAAGUAAUGUUUAAGUACUUUAUUAAUAAAACAUAUAGCUCACUUACCGUGUCAACAUUAUUUUUACACUUGAGGGUACCUCCCAAAAACUCAUCCAUAGUUUCAUAAGCGAACCAAAUAGGCUGAUAUAUAUCAUCGGCACCAGCUCCCGAUUGAAUAGACUUUUUGACUUUGUUCUUAUAACUCCUAUAACUUGACAUUAAAGAAUCUUUUUCUUUCUCAAUUCAUCCACUGGGAUUUCCAUCACUGAGCUUAUCCGCAUCCAUGCAUCAUGAGUUUUAAAUUUAUUCCUAUAGUCUUUUAUCUUAGUGUCCCACAGUACCGGUUCAGCACGAAAAUAUUCCAAAAAUGAUAGUUCCAAUUGGUUACUCCAGUUAAAACUCAUUUUUCACGACAAAUCGAAAAUUCGUAUCCAUAAAGAAAAACACAACCACUGCCGUCACUCGCUAUGAGGCAACUGAGCCACCAGCGAAUGAGGAGCCUAGUCAUGUUCGCAAUAUGUUAGCGCCUUGCGAACCCUUUGUCGCGGGACGAAAAACCGACAGCAAACGGGAACGACGCGCGAACGCGACGUGAAGCCGCGAAGAAUACGCGAAUGGGUUCCACACUCAUGGGUCGCAGGUAGUUCGCGGCUUCGCGCGGGAGUCUGGAGAGGGUAUUAGGCCAGAUGCAA